Cuscuta campestris is the source of this 877-nucleotide messenger RNA. Lineage: Eukaryota; Viridiplantae; Streptophyta; Magnoliopsida; Solanales; Convolvulaceae. The record is from the annotation of a GenBank genome assembly.
AGCAUUUUUGAAAUUCAGUUCUAGCUUUAAUGAGCAUAAAACCGUAUCUGGAGAAUCGCCAUGGGGUUCUUGAUAAUUCCGUUAUUAACUCUGUAUAUCCGUGUAGCUGGGGCAUGGCCACUUGCUCUUCAACUGGUCUUGUUAUUGGACUGUGAUUUUUAAAAUGGCAAAGUCAAAAAGUUUGAGUAAGCAUACAGAACAGCUUCGCCGCCCUGUGAUCUCCAUGAGAUCACUUCACCUAGUAUCCUAAGAGGAUGAGACAAGCAAUGAUGAAAGCGAGAGCAAUGAAAGUCGGCCAGCGAGGAUGAAAUUGAAGAUGCUAUCCCUCAAACAAAUGAGAUAAGUGAGGAUGAACUUGAAGAAGAUAAUUUCUUUCAUGAAGUUAACAUUAUAGAUGCAAAUGGUGUUUCAAGGAAGAAACAAAGUAUGAAACUCAAGGAUGUAUUGAGGAUGCGUGAAGGUGAAAAUAUUCGAGUGCAAAUUAAUGAAUUAGCUCAACAUGUUGGAGCAGCUCGAAAGGUCUUGACAAGGUGGACGACUAUGUUGGUCAAGCAACCAAAUCUCUGCCCACCAAGUGUUAGCAACUUCUGUGGAGUGAAAAAGGUUUCACGUCUUUUGCUAUUGAGAAACGUACGGGAUAAAUUUUCAUUUUUCAAUCAUCACAUGGUCGACAUUAACGUCAUAUGCGACUGAAAUUUACUGUCUAGAUUUACCCUUAGUUCAUAUUAGUUGCCAAACUUUUCCUUUUUGUAGACAUCCUAAAUUAAUCGUUUGCCUACAUUAAAUAAUUGUGAAUAAUCAUGCCAUCAAUGAAAAUUAUGCUAAUAUCACGAUUUUUGAAUAUUUUUAAGUCAUUCAGUAAAUUUGAGGUAUUUUG